Molecule: messenger RNA, 6330 nt
Organism: Jaculus jaculus (lesser Egyptian jerboa)
Lineage: Eukaryota; Metazoa; Chordata; Mammalia; Rodentia; Dipodidae
Gene: Slc5a12
Product: solute carrier family 5 member 12
Exons: 15
Coding region: 316-2175 (619 amino acids)
Biological process (GO): sodium ion transport; transmembrane transport
Cellular component (GO): membrane
Molecular function (GO): lactate transmembrane transporter activity; symporter activity
Source: RefSeq, a predicted model, not a curated record
GAGUUAUUAAUUUCAGAACACAUCUAUUUCCUUCUUCUUGGCUUAUACUUCAGGAGAGAAGCAGACAGGUCAUGACAUGGUUCAAGUUUUGAUUUUGCAUUUUUUUGGUACCAGCCCCAUUAUCAGUUAUUUUUAUGCAGUAAACAUUUGAGAGCUUCACUGAAUCUGAAGAUCAGACACAAAUCUGUGGUCCUCAUCCUCUUCAGGGAGGCACAGUCCUCCCUCUCAAAUAAGCCUCUGCUACACUGAACUCUGCUGUGGGAGCAUCUCACUGAGCCCUGUCUGAAGGCAAGCCUGCACUGCACACUCUCCAGCAUGGAGGUGAAGAACUUCGCAGUUUGGGAUUAUGUUGUCUUUGCAGCUCUCUUUGUCAUUUCCUCUGGAAUUGGUGUGUUCUUUGCCAUUAAGGAGAGAAAAAAGGCAACAUCUCGGGAGUUCUUGGUCGGGGGAAGGCAGAUGAGCUUUGGCCCGGUGGCCUUGUCGCUGACAGCCAGCUUCAUGUCAGCUGUCACUGUCUUGGGAACCCCUGCCGAGGUAUACCGCUUUGGGGCAUCCUUCUUUCUUUUCUCCAUUUCAUACACGUUUGUCAUCAUCUGCACAUCUGAGCUCUUUCUCCCUGUGUUCUACAGAUCCGGCAUCACCAGCACAUAUGAGUACUUACAACUCCGAUUCAACAAGCCUGUUCGCUACGCCGCAACAGUCAUCUACAUUGUGCAGACGAUUCUCUACACAGGAGUUGUGGUGUACGCCCCUGCUCUGGCACUCAAUCAAGUGACUGGAUUUGACCUCUGGGGCUCUGUGUUUGCAACAGGAAUAGUGUGCACAUUCUACUGUACCCUGGGUGGUUUAAAAGCAGUGGUGUGGACAGAUGCAUUUCAAAUGGUUGUCAUGAUUGUGGGAUUCUUAACGGUUCUCAUUCAAGGAUCAAUUCAUGCUGGUGGAUUCCACAAUGUAUUUGAGGAUGCAAGAAAUGGAUCCAGACUACACAUAGUUGACUUUGAUACAGAUCCUCUCCGGCGACAUACUUUUUGGACAAUUUCUGUGGGUGGAACUUUUACAUGGCUUGGAAUCUAUGGAGUUAAUCAAUCUACCAUCCAGCGAUGCAUCUCUUGCAAAACAGAAAAGCAUGCUAAGCUUGCACUAUACUGCAACUUACUGGGUCUCUGGGUCAUUUUGGUGUGUGCUAUCUUCUCGGGCCUAAUCAUGUACUCUCACUUCAAAGACUGUGACCCUUGGACCUCUGGCAUUAUUUCAGCACCUGACCAGCUGAUGCCAUAUUUUGUCAUGGAAAUAUUUGCUACCAUGCCUGGACUUCCAGGACUUUUCGUGGCUUGUGCCUUUAGUGGAACUCUGAGCACAGUGGCAGCCAGCAUCAAUGCCUUAGCAACAGUCACCUUUGAAGAUUUUGUCAAGACCUGUUUUCCCCAUCUUUCUGACAAGCUGAGCACCUGGAUCAGUAAAGGCUUAUGUCUCUUGUUUGGUGUAAUGUGCACCUCCAUGGCAGUGGCUGCGUCCCUCAUGGGAAGUGUUGUACAGGCUGCCCUCAGCAUUCACGGCAUGUGUGGGGGACCGAUGCUGGGCUUAUUCUCUUUAGGAAUACUGUUCCCUUUUGUGAACUGGAAGGGUGCACUAGGAGGCCUUCUCACUGGAAUCACUUUGUCAUUUUGGGUGGCCAUUGGGGCUUUCAUUUACCCUGCACCAACCUCUAAGACAUUACCUUUACCUUUAUCAACCGACCAGUGUGUACAAUCAAACAUAAGCACACCGGAACUUCCACAACUGUCCAGCAGGCCCAUCAUAGCUGACACCUGGUACUCACUCUCCUACCUUUACUUCAGUGCAGUGGGCUGCCUGGGGUGCAUGGCUGCUGGGAUCAUCAUCAGUUUCCUAACAGGUCACCAACAAGGAAAGAAUAUUAACCCACUUUUAAUUAGGCCAGUUUGCAAUCUAUUUUGCUUUUGGUCUGUCAAAUAUAAAACUUUAUGCUGGUGUGGAGUUCAGCAUGACCGUGAGACAGAACAGGAUUACCUUGACACUGGCAGUGACUUAAAAGGAGAGGCUGAAUCUGUUGUGCAGAAUGGACUCAGGCAAGAAAGUCUGACUCAUAUUUCAGACUACGACCCCAAGGACAAAAGAUACAACAACAUGGUUCAAGAGAAGAUUACUCAUUUCUAAGACAACAUUCUGUAACAGUGUGUGAACUCACACCCAUAAACAUACAUGCAAUACUUACUUCUUGUUGACUGUUAGACUUGUGUAAUGGUCAUUGUCAGAAGACAAGCCUAUCCAAUACCUAUUUAUGCUUACUUAUAAAAAUAACGUGACCAUUUCUCAGAAUAUUGUUCAGACAGUUCAAACUUUCAGGUAAGAAAAACAAGGCAAGGCCAUGAAAGCCUGACAUUAUCUGAAUGAGUCAGGGCUGGAUAUCAUUGCAGAGUGAGAUUCAAAGUCCAUUUCUCUUAGUCAUAUUAAGCUUUGGACUUUGUGAGGUUAUGUUUUGGUUUGGCACUGGGAAUUGAACCUAAGGCUUUGCUCAUAAAAAGCAUCUGCUUUACCACUGAACUACCCUCAACCCACAUUUGUAGCUUUAGCCAUCAAAAUAUGUUGGUGGCAAGCUGGGCAUGGUGGUACACACCUUUAAUCCCAGCACUUGGGAGGCAGAAGUAGGAGGAUCACCUCGAGUUCAAGGCCACCCUGAGACUGUAUAGUGAAUUCCAGGUCAGCCUGGGCUGGAGUGAGAAACUACCUUGAAAAAACCAACAACAAAAAAAAGUUGGUGGCUUAGAGAAGGAAUGGCAAAGGGAGAUAUGCAUAUUAAAUGCUUUUUUGGACACUGCUGGUAAGAACAUCACCCCAACCUCAGGACUCACAUGUAUGUUGACAUUUUUCAUGCCUCCAAUCAUACAGCUACAUUUGGAAAUCUUAGCUACUAUAGGAAUCCCCCUUCUGUCACUUUAGUCCUCUUUUCAUUAUUUUUCUACAAGCACUGUUCAAACAAAACUUUUAGGAUAAUUCUGCUAACACAGGAAGAGAGACUGAUACAUCUGAGCAGUGGGAGCAAACAGAACUAAACACUCUAUUUCUCCCAUGCUCUCCAGGCUGGGAUGGUUUCUUGUGCAUGGCUAUCACGCUAAAAUGACAAAUCCUCUGUGCUCGACCAAGAAGUCUGGAGUCUGUCUACAAGGAUGGCUCAAUGAGAGUUUCUUGUCUUAGGCAAAGCUGUUAGGAUGGCAUCAUGAAGAAAGCUCUACAAGCAGCUUACUCAUUCACAGAUUUCACCAGCCCUGAAGUUUCAUUUGGUGCAAACUGAAUAAUUCUCAAUACUUUUAACUUUCUCACUUGGUCACAUGCACAAGCUAAAAUCACUGUGCUAUAGGCAAAGACUGUAAUAUGUGACUUAUAGAAAAUGAUUUUUAAAGUUCUGAAGAAAGUAUUAAAAAUUAAAAGGUAUUAUAUAUGAAGAAACAAUGAAACUGUUGAAGAUUAAAAUAAAUCUUUAAGAGACAAAUGAAGAAUCCAGUACCCCAGGACUAGAUCAAAUUAACAACAGGAUAUAUAGGUAUAGAAUAUCUAGGUAUGUCAUAUAUAUCUUCACAGUAACAUAGGUGUGAAUGACUCAGAAGACAUUUUAGUUUGUGAACAUUCACUUGUAAUUGUAUGAAACAAAACAUAACAAAUAGUUUUUUAUUUUAUUCACAAUUAUCCAAAAUAUAUUUCUCUAUGUCAGCAAUGUUCUCAGUUUUUUCAAAGAUUCUUUUCUUUUCUAGUCAUUACUUUCUUACUUGCAGGAUCACUAAAAGUACAAUGUACUUUACAACUGGAAGAUAUUAGAUUAUAGUAAUGGCUAUCUUAUCUUGCACAAUUAAAAUAUAAGGCAUAAAGAUAUAACAUAUCCAGACCUCUUAGAAGUUGGAGGUGAUUCCCUCCUGUUUAUCCAAAUUGAGCAAACGUGUUAAAAUGUAAGUCCUCAAUUUUGGUAAUAUAAAAGGAAACCAUCUCCCAAUGUGUGUAGAAACCACUUUAUUAUGUGGUGAGUAUAGAUAGGGAAGCGUUGAAGUGCAAUUAGUCAGCUAAGCUACUAGCUGAGCCCUUCUCUAUCCUUUCUCCACCUUAGAAAUGUCAACUCAUCGUAGCAUCAAAGACAGUACAGCAGCAGGUCUGACCAGUGCUAGGUUCAAUCCACAUCAUGGACAUGAUAAAGCUUAUGGAUAUAUUGCUACAAAAUGUCCACAGAUAGUCUGAACACAUUGUGCUAUGAGUAAUGUGUUCCUAGAAUGGUAUCAAGUAUGCCAACCUUGAUAGUAGCCUUCGUGCCUUUUCUGCAUAAUCAAGGGCCCUGGUAAGAAUUCCCUCAAUGUCUCUUUUACUUGUUGUUAAUGAAUUCCUGGCAUUCCCUUUGUCAUAGUUUGGAGAAGAAAGUGGAGUAUAAUUGUUCUGAGUUGAAAGAUUACAAUCAAAUAUCUUAGGCCCAAACAUAACAAAUACAAAUUAUCUUGGUUACUUGGAGUAUUAUUUUCCAAAUUUUAGUGUAUUCAAUGAUAAAAAUUAUUCCUGUUUAUUACAAUCAUUGUGAGGUUUGAGCCCAAUGACUGGCCCAUUCAGAGAAUUCAGUUAUGUAAGUCUGUAGUGUAUGAAGAAAAUGCUCCUUAUUUUAAUUGAAAUUUUUUCAUUAUUUAUCUUUUAAAACAUUAGAUUAGGACAAGUCUCACUAGGUCAUUUUAAGAAUUAGAAAUAUUAGAAAAAUUAUUAGAAAUAAACAUAAAUGUAAAACCAUGUAACAAAUUUCUAAAUAGUUUCUUUUACUGUUAGAGUUUAAAUAAAAUAUUAUUUUCCAGCAAGCAACUUUUCUAAAGGUCCCAGCUUUCUGAAAAAAAGAGAAAAUUAUCAUAACAAAGAUAGGGAAGUUCAUUAUUGAAGUACAAUAUUCAGAUGGGGAUUUAUUAAAUCUUAAAAUUUUACAUGUGAUUCUUAAAGAAAUAGCAUCUCAAGUUGGGUUUAUAACUCAGCACACAGUUAAAAGUAACUGUGAUUCUUUUUUUUUUAAGACUUUUUAUUUAUUUAUUUGAGAAUGACAGAGAGAAAGAGUCAGAUAGAGAGGAGAAUGGGCACGCCAGGGCCUUCAGACGCUGCAAAUGAACUCCAAACACACGUGCUGCCUUGUGUAGCUGGCUUACAAUGAGCCCUGGGGAAACAAAACAGGGUCUUUUGGCUUUGCAGUUAAGCUCCUUAACCAUUAAGCCAUCUCUCCAGCCCAUAACUGUGAUGCUUUUUUUUUCUUUCUUUCUUUCUUUCUUUCUUUCUUUCUUUCUUUUUUUUUUUUUUUUCAAGGUAAGGUCUCACUCUACUGUGAUUCUUAAAACAACACUAGCAUAGGAAAUUUUUCCUCUUGUUUAAUUAAAAAUGUUUUCUAUAUAUGAAAUUUCUUGUUGUUACUGCAUGGAGUAGUAUCAUCUCAUUGGAAACAUAAAACACACACAGAUCAUGAGGCUUUCAAAUAGCACCUAAAAGAGAGUAUUAUUAAAUAUCUUUUAUAUUUCAAUCUUAUUUAUCAUUAAUAUGUUUCAGAAAAAAGAGGACUCUUUAAUUGUUACUUGUUUUUUUCAGAAAUACAUUGUCUUAAAAUUAUGUAUUAUAUAUUAUAGAAACUUUAACUAUGCAUAUGUAUAUUUGUAUAUUUAGAAAUUCAUGGGGUUAUAAUUUAAGAUUGCCAAAUAACAGGAUACAAUGAACAUGUAAGCAGUUAGUCCAAUAUUAAUUACCUUCUAAUGUGACUAAUUUCUAAAAUACUUUAUUUAGUAUUAUCAAUGGUACCUAUUUAAAUGUUACAACAUCCUAAAUUAAUCAAUGUAAGUCACAGUUGAUAGACAGUCACCUAGUGAGUUAUUUUCAUUUUUAAUUUUGGAAAUAUAUCAAAAUUUUAUUUCAUUUUCAUCUUAAACUUCUGACCAACUCAAUGUAGAUUUGUCAAGUUAUGUGCAUAACAAGUACUCAAUGAUGUAUUUUUCUAACACUGUGCUUUUCAUAUUUGAAAUACCAGACAUCUACAUAAUAACAAUAUGAGCCUAGUUAAAAAUUAGAAAAAUUAUCCUACAUUAUGGAAGAAAAUUUUCAGUAACAAGUGAAACUUCUGUUAAUCAGCAUUAAAUUUCAUAAUAUGGUGUAUAUUUUCAAAUUUUGAUGCAGUUCUGUAUUGUAAUCCUUGAACCCUGGAAUACUCCCAAUUUAAUAUGAGUUUUACAUGACUGGUUUAGAGAAAGUGUCUAGAUGAUGAUGGAAUUAAAAUAAGCACUUAUUUAUUUUAAAAUAAACUCUGAUUGAAAAGCAUUGAAA